Messenger RNA from Rotaria sp. Silwood2, 322 nucleotides. The record is from the annotation of a GenBank genome assembly. NCBI's taxonomy places the organism in Eukaryota, Metazoa, Rotifera, Eurotatoria, Philodinida, Philodinidae.
ACUCAUACGUAAAACUAAAGAGCUCAAACUUUGUAGCUAUAUAGUACUAAGCAUGCACAACAACCUUUGAAAGUUUCAAGAAAUUUGCUUUUGUUGAUGCGAGAAUGAUGAAUUACAAAAUAGUUCCAGAACUUCUGGCACACCCUUUGCGUUUUAUACUCAAUGUUUUAAUUCAGGUAAGAGUGACUCAAUAUUAGUUGGUGAUGACUCACCUCAAACAUUAGUUGAAAUUUCGAAAACAUUAUUUUUAUCAGCUAAAAAUGAUAUACAUAAAUCUGUAGCAAUGGCUGAAUGUGUUGUUUUUACACGUCGUUGGCAUUAA